AUGACCUCCGUACAGACCUUGUCAUCAAUGAACUAUCUUAACGAGCUAGGGACCAGGUCCAGCCUCCGUGCAGUCGUUGAGAAAUUAUCUGAGCAUGUAAGAAACAGAUGGAGGAAAAGAAACUUUGAUAUUAAAAGUAGGAAACGCAUACCGAACCUGGAUGAUAUAAUAUCAUUUGUAGACAGAGUAGUGGAUGAAGAGAGCGACCCUGUGUUCGGCAAUCUUCAGAAAUCCACUCUGAGGCAGCCUAGAGAUAAAUGCUUUGAUUUCAAACAGCAGAGGAGAAGGAAUGCUGCUUUCUCGUCUGACGCCAAGGCUAAACCUAUAGAGAGAACACAUGAGAGGGCCAUCAUAGGAGGAAGUAUUUCCAAGUAUGUACCCAAGUGCCCUAUGUGUGAGGAUACCCAUUACCUCAACCAAUGCGACCGAUUUAGAGAGCUUGCCGUUAAAGACAGACACAGCUUUGUUCUGAUGAAGAAGCUGUGUGUAAAUUGUUUCCAAGCAGGGCAUUUCGGCAGAGACUGUCAGAAGAAGUGGACGUGUAAUGUUCCUGGAUGUGGUCAAAGACACAACCGGUGGCUGCACCUGCCUAACCACCAGACAGCUACAGAUACCCUUGCUGCUAAACCCGUGACUACAAGAGGUAGCACGUUCCCAGCUAACAACCAGCCCGUAGGAACAAUCAAGUCCCGACCUAACAUGGACGUCAGGUGUGCCUUCGCUGGUGCAGGACAGGGCACAAUUGGCAUGCCCAUUAUCCCUGUCACCAUUCAGGACCUUGGACGCAGGAAACAGACAGAGACAUAUGCGCUCUUAGAUAGGUGUUCCAAUUCAACGGUGUGCACCGAUAGAUUGAGAACCAAGCUAAAUGUUCUUGGCCGUCCUGGAAUUAUGGAGCUAACCACUCUCCAUAGAGACCAUGUCGAAGAAGAAGUGAUGGUUGUAGAUCUUGAAGUGGGAGCUUUAAACAGCGGCAAGACGUUCCGACUGACCGACGUAAUCUCCCGUGAGAAACUGAAUGUGAGCUUAGACAACCGUGUGACUUCAUCAGAUAUCGGACAUAUGCUACAUCUACGAGACGUCACCCUGCUGAAUGUGGACGUUUCCCAAGUGGAUUUGAUAAUCGGCUCUGAUCAUGCACAGCUUCUGAUCGACUUAGAGUCUCGUUCUGGUAAGGAAGGGGAGCCAAUUGCAACAAGAACUCUACUAGGAUGGGCUAUGUUUGGCCCUACCAAGAAAUUUACACCCAAGAAAGCUAGCACUUACUUUGUCAACUCGACAUUGUCCCUGGAGAAACAGGUGGAGAGAUACUGGAAGUUAGAUGACCCGUUGUACAAAGAAGAGACUGCUCUGUCUGUGAGUAACAGGAAAAUUUAUUUCUGA
This is a messenger RNA of Priapulus caudatus, 1383 nucleotides long. RefSeq lists its product as uncharacterized. NCBI's taxonomy places the organism in Eukaryota, Metazoa, Priapulida, Priapulimorpha, Priapulimorphida, Priapulidae. Bases 1 to 1383 code for a protein of 460 amino acids. The transcript has a single exon. The record is from RefSeq and is a predicted model, not a curated record. Gene Ontology annotation, molecular function: zinc ion binding; nucleic acid binding.